Messenger RNA from Zerene cesonia (dogface butterfly), 2558 nucleotides. RefSeq names its product protein charlatan (gene chn). Gene Ontology annotation, biological process: regulation of transcription by RNA polymerase II. Gene Ontology annotation, molecular function: DNA-binding transcription factor activity, RNA polymerase II-specific; RNA polymerase II transcription regulatory region sequence-specific DNA binding. The coding region runs from base 215 to 2110 and encodes 631 amino acids. The record is from RefSeq and is a predicted model, not a curated record. NCBI's taxonomy places the organism in Eukaryota, Metazoa, Arthropoda, Insecta, Lepidoptera, Pieridae. The transcript has 6 exons.
GCACGCACCCGCCGCGCGGCCAGCACCCGGCACCCGGCACCCGGCACCCGGCACCCGGCACCCGCCGCGCGAGCCCCCACCUGCAGCUGCACCGCCCCCCCCGGCGGCCCGGCCGUGUGCUGCUCUAGAGCCACCUCCCGCGGCUACCGAUACCUGUACAUAUGUCUCGAUAUGUUUCAAUGCGAUUUGAAAGUCGCAGAGGUGAAGACCAAGUAUGGAGAGUAGCACCGGAGUGGGCAGCGUAGCGUCUCUCACGAUGGAUUGCGAGGACAUGUUCAAAGAAAUAACUAAAAAGUUGUACGGCGAAGAGGCGAGCGUGGGCGUCGGCAUUGGCGUGGGCGUGGGCGUCGGCGGAGUGGUGGGCGUGGAAUUCCCGGCGGCCGAGCGCGACCUGCAAGAGGAUGACCUGCGGCCCGAGGAACACAUCACCGCCUGGGGCCUCGCCGCACUCAUGCAGAACGGAUUCCCGCCGCCCGGCAUUCUUCAGGCGAACUUCACGCCGCGCACGGACCCGACGGCGGAGGACCGGUGGACAGCGGCGGAGGAGCCGCUGGCGUGGGCGCACUCGCGCAUCGCCGCGUACAACCCGGCGCAGCGGUUGUUCAAGUGCACGGACUGCGAGUGCGUGGGCUUCCUGGCGCGCGUGGCGGAGCACUGGCUCGGCACGCACUCGCAGGCGCGCGCCUUCCAGUGCCCGCUGGCCGGCUGCGGCUUCGCCAGCGGCUGGGCGCGCGCCGUGCGCCAGCACCUCGCGCGCGACCACCACUCCGACCCCGCCGCCGCCGACCACCUGCUGCGCGACAAUCCCGCGCUCGACGAUCUCACGCGCUACUUGCAGCGCCUCAAGACUAAGGUCGAAGCGGCGAGAACAGAAAGACGCAAUUCGACAAAUGCUAACAGUGGCAGCGCAAGCAGCGAGGCGAUAGCGCAGGGCGAGGUGGGCGCGGGCGGCUCGCCCGACGCGGGCAAGCGCUACGCGUGCGGCGCCUGCCCCUACGCCACCGACCGCCGGGACCUGUUCACGCGCCACGAGAACAUCCACCGGGACGAGAAACCUUUCCACUGCUACCUGUGCCAGAAACAGUUUAACCGCGCCGACCACGUGAAGAAACACUUCCUGCGGAUGCAUCGCGAUCAACCGUAUGACUUGAAUCGCAUUCGACGAGCGAGUGUCAAGGGCGCCACGACGGGGGUGGCGGUGGCGAGCGGCCCGUCGACGCACUACUGCGGCGGCGCGGGGCCUGCGGGCGGCGCGGGCGGCAAGCCGCUGGGCGCAGACGGGGCGCUGCCCACGCUGACCACUCUGCCCUCGCUGCCCGCCGCGUUGCCCGCGCUGCCCGCCGCCCCGGCGCCCGACUGCCGCCCCGCGCCCGUCAAACUGGAGCGCGCUCCACUCGCCAAGUCCGACACGCCCUCCGCCCCUCACAAAACCGCAGCACCAAGUCCUGUUCGCAGAAAGGGCGAGCGGCGCUACGCGUGCUGCUACUGCGCGUGGUCGGGCGUGGACAACUGGUGCCUCAAGCGGCACCUCAACACGCACCUGAAGCCGUUCGCGUGCGCGCUCUGCGAGUACAAGGCGGCGCGCGCCGAGCGCCUCGCCACGCACGUGCACAAAGUGCACAACAAGAAGGCCUGCGCCAAGUGCCCCUUCCUCGCCGACGACCACCACCAGCUGGCGCUGCAUCUCCGCGAUGCCCAUCACAUCGAGAGCCGCAACCUGAAAGUGCCCACGAGCGUGAGUCGCGGGUUCCCGAGUGCGUCGCAGCAGCCGGCGCAGCAGGGCGCCGGGGCGCCGGCGGGCGGCGUGGCGGGUGCCGGCGCGGGCGGAGUGCCUGUGGGCGUGGCCCCCGGCCCCGCGCAGGGCGCUGGCGGGGGCGCGGGUGGGGGCACGGGCGCGGCGGGCGGCGCAGGGGGGGCGCGGAGGCGCGAAGGCCGGGCCGCAGGCGCCGCACGCCUCUUCGGCUACCUGGAAGCGUCGGACGGGUCGGGCGACGAGUACGAGCCGCCGCCGCUGGGCGAGUUCUCGGCGCCGCACUACGCCCGCGACAAGGAGAACGCCGCGCCGCCGCCGCUGCACCACUCGCUGCACGACCACUGCCUGCGCUACUAGCCGCCGCCGCAGACGAAACGGAUAGACAUGUGACGUCGCUCGGCAGCACCCCGAUGGUGUCUUUCCGCAUGGAGUUAUAUUUAAAGGCUUAUUGAUUAUUAUAUUAGUUGUAAGAAAGUUAUAUUAGAGUUAUAAAAUACGUUAUCGCGUUCACUGCGUGCACCGCAUUGUAAAUUAUAAUUAAUUAUGUACACGAGAUUAUCAUUCUUCCUGAUGUUGGUUUUGUUCAGUUGUAUUAAAAUAAAUCAAUUGAAAACUUGUUAUGCGAUUCAAUCAGAAAAUAAUAGAUUAAAUUAGAACCCUACCUCGGUGAUCAUAUAGUCGUUGAACUGACAAUCCAGUCCCUUUCCGUUUCCAUUCUCCCAACCAUGAGAGUUGUCAACAACAACAACACGCCGCUGGGCGAGUUGUACUCGUACAGGCAGAUGCAAACAAACAAGAUAGUCAA